AUGAAGGAAGGCGUGAUCAGCCGGCCAUCCCUUGGUCAGGCGACCGACGAGUACGAGCGCUUCGCCGUCGGCUCGCUGCUCGCCCUUCGCCAGUACUGCUCCUCGCCCGCUGCCGCCGCCGCGAUUGAGCGCGAGGGUGCGAUGCGCGGCGGGCAGUACGACGUGGUCGUGUGGGACCUGGAGCGUGAGCUUCUAGAGGAGCUCACGGACGCGCGGCUGCUGAGCGGCGUCGUGGUGGCGGCGCAGAUCCGCUGGCUGCGCAGCGCCCUCCCGGCGGAGACGUCGCUGCUGUUGCUCGACGUGCCACCUGUUUGGGAGGACGGGUCGCCCACCCACUCUCCGGGCUGGCAGCGCACACUCGCCGCCUUCCCCGCGUCGCUGCGGCGCGGCCUCGAGCAACGCGUCGCUUGCGCCUCCGUUGAGGUUGGGCGUGUGGCGGAGGAGCUGCCCAACACGGCCUUCGUGCGGCGCGCGGCGGCGCUGCGGGAAGGCGACUUGCUCGAGUGGGUGCACACCACCCGCAGGGCGGCCGCCGAGACGGCGGCGGCGGUGGUGCACGCCUAUGCCGAUGCUCGCGCGUCGCCCGUGCCCAAGGCGGCACGGCCGGAGGCGCCGCCUUGGGCUCUCUUGGACGGCGUCUUCACGCCGUCGGAGCUCGCGCGCGUGAUCGCCCUCUGCGAGCAGCUCGACCGCUCGGCAGUCAGGGACCCCGAGAUCGCCGGCUUCAAGCUGGCGACGACGACCGUGGUCCACUACUCCGUCUCUGCCGACGGCGCGCCGUCGUUUGCCGGCGACGAGCCGCCGGACCCGCUCCUCGACACUGGCUGGCUCUUCCGCCCGCUCGUGGCGGCGUUGCGGCGCGGAGACGCUGCGCUGGGCGGGGCCCUGCCUCAGAGAGCUUUUUGCACGUCGGUGCAGUACAACCGGUACCACCGAGGCGACCACUUUGAGCAUUUCCACGUGGACGAGGUGGAGUGCGAGACGGCGUACAAGUCGCUCUCGCUCGUGCUCUUCCUCAGCCGGCCCGACGAGUACGGAGGCGGCGAAUUCGAGCUGAGGAGGGGCGAGGGCGGGCAGGUGACGGCGCUGCGCCCGGACGCCAACAGCGCCGCGGUCUUUUGCGCGCGAGAGGUCUUCCACCGCGUGCGGCGCGUCACGCGCGGCGCGCGGCGGACGCUGGUGCUGUGGGCGUGUGCCACCCGCGCGAGCGCGGUGUGCGACGGCCCCGCCGAGCCUUGCGUGGCGUUUGGUCGGAUUGGUGCCUCGCCGUUUCUUUAG
Molecule: messenger RNA, 1278 nt
Organism: Emiliania huxleyi CCMP1516
Lineage: Eukaryota; Haptophyta; Isochrysidales; Noelaerhabdaceae
Exons: 4
Coding region: 1-1278 (425 amino acids)
Molecular function (GO): iron ion binding; oxidoreductase activity, acting on paired donors, with incorporation or reduction of molecular oxygen; L-ascorbic acid binding
Source: RefSeq, a predicted model, not a curated record